AAUCGUUCCAACUAGAUUAGCCUAGACUAUAUCGCCGGAACCAACGGAGUCCGGGCGGGCGAGAAAAGCCACCUACAGAAUUUGCGGCGUCUUGCAAGAUGGAGAACCCUGCUGGGGAAUCCUUGGAUUUGAUGCAAUUCCUCAAGGAUUGGCAGGGCGUAAUCCAGUGGCUCGUGAGCAGCGGCACCUCGACAGUAGCCGACGCACUGCGGCUGCACGAGGACCUGUGGCGCCUCAAGACGACUCUGCCUCGUGCCGCCAUGACGGCAGACGAGGCGGAGUGGUGGCGCUUCGCGCACCCUGGCGUCGGCGAGCUCCUCGCCAGGCUCAAAGACGCCGUCUAUGACGCGGAGGACGUCCUAGACGAGUUCAGCUACCAGGAGGCGCACCAGCGAGCCGAGGGACUCUUCGGCCAGGCAAGUCAACUCCUCUCCUCGUCUCCUGAUUUCUUCAAAUCUUGGGCCCUUGGCCCCAGGAGCAAGGUGAGGGACGUCCAUGGGAGGCUGGAGCAUGCUGCCGCUGAGCUUAAAGAAGCCAUGGAUCACUUGAGAUCUCGGCCUGUUGCAUCCCAGAUAUGGAGGAGGCCUCCCACUAGUUCUUUCCCAGCUCACAAAUCGGAAUUGGUGGGCAGAGACGACGAGUUGAAAAUGUUGAUAGAGCUCUUCGCGACAUCUAAGAAUCAGGGUGGAGGUGACCGGAUUCCUGAAUCUAGCGGUGCUGCUGUUUCUGUGCCGAAGAGGAGAAGAACUGAGGAGGUGAAACCGAAUGUUGUGGCCAUUGUUGGAAUGGGAGGGAUGGGGAAAACUGCCCUGGCACAAUACGUUUUCAACCAUCAGACAGUUCGUGAGCACUUCAUGGACCAGUGUUUUUGGGUAUCCGUGUCCGACGAUGGCUUUGAUGUCCUGAGGAUAACUAAAGAGAUACUCUACUCUGUUUUUCCUCAGAGGCAGUUUGAGACGACUAACUUGAACUACCUGCAAGCAAUCCUUCUAGAUGAAAUGAAGACCAAGAGAUUUCUUCUUGUCCUUGAUGAUGUGUGGAAUGAAGACCUGGCUGAGUGGCACAGAUUUUAUUCACCAUUUGCCGACCUUGUAGGUGCCAUGAUCUUAGUAACUACUCGGUCUAAGAGUGCUGCAGAGAUGAUGAGCAGAGUGGAUCUAUUAUUGUAUCUAAAUGGCUUACCAGCUGAUACUUACAAGGAGUUCUUCAAGACAUGUGCAUUUGGCUAUCAUGGGGAAGGGGAAUCAAGUAUCUGUAGCAGUAACUUGCAAUGGAUAUGUUGCCGCAUCGCCGACAAGUUGGGCGGAUCUCCUCUUGCUGCAAAAACUGUAGGAGCACUGCUGAGCUCAAAUAUCAGUGAGGAACAUUGGAGAACUGUCAUGGAUAGCGAACUGUGGGAGCUCAAUCAGAACAACAAUGGCAUCUUGACUGCUCUUCAGAUAAGCUUUCAGUAUUUGCCAGCACAUUUGAAGAGAUGCUUCUCGUUUUGUUCAAUCUUCCCAAGAAAUUAUACGUUGCAGAAAGAAGAACUGAUAGAUUUGUGGAUUGCUCUUGACUUUGUUGCCCCUGAAGGUAGGAUGAGAGCAGAAGACAUUGCAGCCAAGUACCUGGACGAGUUAACAAGCAGGUUUUUCUUUGACAUGAUUGGUGAUGGGCAAUGCUACCGGAUGCACGAUUUGAUGCGUGAAGUCGUGCGAUCAGCAUCAUUUUCAGAGUGCCUUUUGUUGCCAAGUGGACGUCACCUGAACAAAAUUCCUUCCACAGUUCGCCAUGUUUUUGUGCACGCUGAAGGUAUCAAUAUGCAGAUUGAAUUAGAUGAGUGCAAGAAACUACGUUCGCUUGUAACAGAUGGUAGAUGGAAUCUCGAUAUAAAUUUUGCUACAAAGCAGAUCACAAGUAUUCGUUGUCUGAAGCUAGAUGCUGUCAGCAUAAAGGGCCUUCCAGAACAUGUUGGGAACUUGAGACAUCUCCGGUAUCUGGACAUUUCUAAAGCAGAUAUUGCAACUUUGCCAUCAUCAUUUUACUGUCUGUACAAUCUGCAGGUUUUAUACCUCGGCCAUAGAUCACGGUGUAGUAGUGGAUAUUUUCAGAAGAACUUCUCCAAGCUGACUAAGUUGAGAAAAUGUCUCCCAGCCACAAUUCUGUCAAAAGUAUGUUCGAUCGGGAAACUGACUUCUCUUCAAACGUUCCACUCUUUCGAUGUUCGUAGAGAGGAUGGGUACAGAAUUGGUGAACUGAAGAAUAUGACUCAGCUCCAAGGUUCUCUACAAAUCAAGAAUCUUGAGAAUGUGAGCUGUCAGGAAGAAGCCAAGGAGGCAGAUCUCGAUAACAAGAUAUACCUUACAGGCUUGGUUCUGCACUGGUCAAAAGGAAAUACUAGUGCUAGCCAGGCAGCAAAUGAUGACCAUUCUGACGUCUUAGAAGGUCUCCAACCAAACUCAAGCAUCAAGCUACUAGAAAUAAAAUCAUGUCGCGGUACCAGACUACCAACAUGGUUGAAUGAACAAGACCUGCCUUGUCUAGAUAGAUUUGUAUUGUAUGACUGUAUCAAUUUCAAGAAUAUGCCUUCUCUACCGUCUUCCAUCACAAAACUACACCUUGUACGUGUCGGGCUUGAGAGGUUCCCUGAGAUAUGGCUCCCACAUGAUGGCAGUCAUGGAAAUCAUCAAAGAACCAGAAUAUGUCUCACUGAGUUGCUCAUUGAGAACUGCUUCAAUCUGACAAGUCUUUCAGAGCUGCUUGAUACACCAUGUUCUUCACUCAAGACGCUGUGUGUCAAGAACUGUGCAGAACUGAAUUUACUCCCUGAGAACUUCACAAAUUUACCUCUCAAGGAGCUGAAGUUAAUUAAUCUGCCAAAAAUUAGUUGCCAGGAGGGUUUUCAGCUACCUUAUACCCUGACAGACUUUGAGCAGGAUUUUUGUCAAAUGUUGGAGACUUGGUUUCCAGAAAGCUUGGUAAAACUGAGCUCUUUAUCCACACUGAAACUACGCCAUAGUCCUGAUGUUAAAUACCUCCCAAGCCAGGUGACAUGCCGAUUGACAUCGCUGAAGAACUUGAUACUCGAAAGCUGCAAAAAUCUGACAGAUUUAGAAGGGUUAAAGGCUUUGACAGCGCUAGAAAAUUUGCACAUUGUCAACUGUCCUUCAAUUCGCCAAUCCGUAGAACCCUUGUUAACCGAAAUAGAGGGGGUGGGUAUGUCAAAGCUGAUCUACUUAACCAUUGAUGACACACAGCUUCUCAAAAUGCAAUUUUUCAAGAAUGGCUUCCAUUCUCUCCAGAGGCUGAAAGUAUGCAGUUCCAAAGAGUCCCACAUGUUUGAUGAUGAGGCCAUGCAGGAGGUGAUGAAAAGCUUAAGAUCACUCAAAGGAUUAUGCCUACAGAGUUGCACCGCGCUCCAGUCCAUUCAUACAGUUCUGCACCUACUGCCAUGCCUUGAAACGCUCAGUAUUUCUGACUGUCCUUUCCUCCACAGCCUUCCAUCUCUGUUGCCCCCCUCCAUCAGGCAACUGCAGGUAGCACACUGUGAUGAGAAACUGAUGACACAAUUAGAUAAAUAUAAAGAAAUGCUAAGGCCUUUCGACACAUCAUUCACAGAUUUCUGAACGGAUCCUUGUACUUGGAAUGAAAUCAUUUUUUUAUAAUGUCCUAUGGCUUUUUUCAGGGUAUUGUCAAAUUUUGUUAACCAAUGUAUUAAGUAAUUGUAUUAAAUGUAGGAGUAUGCUUGGCAUCUAUCUAUAGUACGUAGAUUAGUUUUGUAACUGGCCCUUUAUUAUAAUCCUGGUCCCAUCUUAUUUCUAAAGAUGUUAGAUGUCUUGACAUUUUACAGUAUAUUUUAAUUCGAAAUACAUUAUAAGUUA
Molecule: messenger RNA, 3860 nt
Organism: Panicum virgatum (switchgrass)
Lineage: Eukaryota; Viridiplantae; Streptophyta; Magnoliopsida; Poales; Poaceae
Product: disease resistance protein RGA2-like
Exons: 1
Coding region: 99-3605 (1168 amino acids)
Biological process (GO): defense response to other organism
Molecular function (GO): ADP binding
Source: RefSeq, a predicted model, not a curated record